Fragaria vesca subsp. vesca is the source of this 963-nucleotide messenger RNA. Its product is annotated as guanylate kinase-like. The record is from RefSeq and is a predicted model, not a curated record. Gene Ontology annotation, molecular function: GMP kinase activity. Gene Ontology annotation, cellular component: cytosol. Lineage: Eukaryota; Viridiplantae; Streptophyta; Magnoliopsida; Rosales; Rosaceae. Gene Ontology annotation, biological process: purine nucleotide metabolic process.
AUGUCCGACGCCCGCCGCCCCGCCGCCGCCCCCAUCCCCGACCUUGACAAAUCCUCCCGCUCCGACCUCCUCCGCGCCCUCGAGUCCUCCCUCGGCUCCGCCUUCUCCUCCUCCCCCCCUCUCCCCCCUCCCUCCCCCCUCAUCAUCGUCAUCUCCGGCCCCAGCGGCGUCGGAAAGGACGCCGUCAUCAAGAAGCUCCGUGACGUCAACCCCAACCUCCAUUUCGUCGUCACCGCCACUAGCCGCCCCAGCCGCCCCGGUGAGGUCCACGGCAAGGACUACUACUUCGUCAGCAAGGAGGAGUUUCUCAACAUGGUCAACAAAGACGAGCUUCUCGAGUACGCAUUGGUCUACGGCGACUAUAAGGGGAUUCCGAAGCAGCAGAUUAGGGAUUACAUGGGGAAAGGGCACGACAUUGUGCUGAGAGUCGACAUUCAGGGGGCUCAGACAUUGAGGAGGAUACUUGGGGAUUCGGCUGUGUUUAUAUUCCUCGUGGCCGAGAGCGAGGCGAAACUGGUGGAGAGGCUGGUGGAUAGGAAGACCGAGACCAAGGAGAGCUUGCUUGUGAGGAUUGCGACGGCCAGGGAGGAGGUCAAGCAUGUGAAGAGCUUUGAUUAUGUGGUGGUGAAUGCCGAGGGGAUGUUGGACGGUGCGGUGCAGCUGGUGGAGUCGAUUAUUCGUGCCGAGAAGGCCAGGGUUCAGCAGAGGAGGAGUGUGAUUUAGUUUGCGGAGUUGGCAAGAGGUGGAGAUUGUAAUCCAGCUGCAUUUGUAACUUGUUGCGUGUAUGAAGUGUGUUGGGGCAAGCAACACACCGGCGGUGAUUGAAGCAUGAUCAACAGCUGCCUGCUUCAAAGUUUUGUCUGCAAGUUCUGCACUCAAGAUAUAAAGUAUUCUUUGGUCCAUCUAGGUCUGUUCAAAAUUUUUGUAUUCUAUGAGCUUUUGAAUGAAGAUAAAUUUGUUUAC